Messenger RNA from Striga asiatica, 450 nucleotides. The record is from the annotation of a GenBank genome assembly. Lineage: Eukaryota; Viridiplantae; Streptophyta; Magnoliopsida; Lamiales; Orobanchaceae.
AUGCAGGUGGGAACUCAUCUCCUUGAUCUCCUCAGCUUCAGCUCCCAUGUCAAAGGCACCAUCUUGAAGUCCACUUUCAACCAGCUUCUUCCACUCACAGAGACUGCUAUACUCUAUGCACUUGGAACUGGAACUGUCAGUGAACAUUUCAUCAUCAACCUCAUGUUGGUUCUCUUUCUGUUUAGGCCCCUCCACACACUCCUCUGCCUCAACAUUUUCUUCAAAAAGGAUAUCAUCAAAACCACUAUCAGUGUCCAUACUUGCACAAAAUUCCUCAUCUUCAGAUUGGUCACCCUCAUCCUCAAGCACCCUCCUAUCUCCAUCACCUACAGGCACACUCCUAUCACCAUCACCUACAGGAACACCCCCAUCACCUACAGCAACACCUCCAUCACCUACAGGAACACCCCCAUCACCUACACUCCUAUUUCGUGUUUUCUCAGCAUCUAA